AUGAUUCAACCUCAAACUCAUUUGAAUGUAGCUGAUAACAGCGGAGCACGCGAACUGAUGUGUAUUCGAAUCCUAGGAGCAAGUAAUCGACGAUAUGCUUAUAUUGGUGACAUUGUUGUUGCUGUAAUAAAAGAAGCAGUACCAAAUACGAACUUAGAAAGAUCAGAAGUGAUCAGAGCUGUAAUUGUACGUACUUGUAAAGAACUCAAACGUAGCAACGGUAUAAUAAUUCAGUAUGAUGAUAAUGCUGCAGUUGUCAUUGAUCAAGAAGGAAAUCCAAAAGGAACUCGAAUCUUUUGUGCAAUCGCCCGGGAAUUGAGACAAUUAAAUUUCACUAAAAUAGUUUCAUUAGCACCCGAGGUAUUAUAA
Molecule: messenger RNA, 369 nt
Organism: Cajanus cajan (pigeon pea)
Lineage: Eukaryota; Viridiplantae; Streptophyta; Magnoliopsida; Fabales; Fabaceae
Source: the annotation of a RefSeq genome assembly